UCAUUUUAUAAACUCAUACUAAUAGUAAACUCUUUUUUCAUUUUCUCUAUUAUUCUUUCUCUUCAAAGGGUAAAAAGCUAUUUACUUGAGUGAAAUUUUGACAAAUUUGGAGAAUUUGACAACUUUUUUCUGCAUUUCUCAAGAGGUAAAAAGUUUAGUUUAGUAUAAAAAGAGAAUAUUUAGCAUGGGUUCGGAUUUCGUGGAUGAGAUAGAUUGUAGCAGCUUCUUUGACCAUAUGGAAGAUUUGAUUGAGUUUUCCCCAGAGAAUGAGUGUGGUGGCCUUGACGCUGUUGAUUGUAAGGAUUUUCCAAGCAUUUGGAACGAUCCGUUGCCUGAUUCCGACCCUCUUUUCUCUGGCAGUUAUAGCAAUUCAGCUUCAGACUUCUCGGCGGAGCUCUCAGUUCCGUACGAGGAUAUCGUUCAACUCGAGUGGCUUUCAACGUUCGUGGAGGAUUCCUUCUCUUGUGAGGGUUUGACACUGGGAAAAGAACAUUGUUCUGUCAAAAAGGAGUCCUUUGAUAGCAAAUUCCUGACCUCAAGUCCUGUUUCUGUACUUGAGAGCAGCAGCAGCAGCAGCAGCUCAUCCACAUCAAGCUCGGGACCGGGGAAAACACUUCCUCCUCUUAGUCCAUGCCCCCGUGGUCCACAACGUGCUCGGACUAAACGUUCUCGUCCUACAACUUUUAAUCCCCGGCCAGUAAAUCACCUCAUGUUUCCAACAUCAGUAAUUCCCCAGCAAUUUGUUGCCCCUGGAGUUAACUCAUUGGACUCUGAGAAUUUCGCCAAGUCUCCCAUGAAGAAGAAAAAGAAAAUCAAGUUGUCAGUUCCUCUAGCUCCAAUCGAGACUAAUCAGGAUAACUACCAGCCCACGCCACAAGCAGUUAGGAAAUGCUUGCAUUGCGAGAUAACAAAGACGCCUCAAUGGAGAACGGGUCCAAUGGGACCAAAAACCCUCUGUAACGCCUGUGGUGUUCGCUACAAGAAAGGCAGGCUCUACCCUGAGUACCGUCCUGCUGCAAGUCCCACAUUCGUUCCAUCCUUGCACUCCAACUCUCACAAGAAGGUUCUGGAAAUGAGAAGCAACGUUUUCCCCGAGGAGGAUACAGAUUACAAGCAGGCCAAGCCUAGACGAGCCCGCCCCCUUAUCAUUGGCCAAGCUGAAAACAACACCACAGCUAGUACUACUCCAACCGCGCAAUCAGAUCUCAACCCCGAGUAACAAAAUCAUCAUAGGAGCAGACAGAGCAGACACCAGUUUUUCCUAGUCCUCAUUUUUUUCAGGUCUUUAGUGUUAUUUGCUUACUGUUUUUUCAUUGCUUUGUUCAUUGGUUCUUUGUACAAAGAUGUAGGUGUGGGGGGUGAGGGUAUAGUAAAGAAGUAGAUGACAUAUUUUAGUUGGUAGCUAGAGUUAAGAGAUAAAAAUGGAGUCAGGCUAGGCAGCUGUAGUGUUAUUUAAGACUAGAUUUGGAGUCUUUAUAAGUGUUAGUGAUCUUUUUGUUAGACUUGUGGCCUUCCUUUUUUUCUCAUCUUUUUGAUGGGGAAUUCUUUUUGCAGUUACUAUGAUUGUUUUUACAAUAUUCUAUUCUUGAAUGAGUAAUGGUUUCAAGUAA
Solanum stenotomum is the source of this 1610-nucleotide messenger RNA. RefSeq names its product GATA transcription factor 8-like. Gene Ontology annotation, biological process: positive regulation of DNA-templated transcription. The coding region runs from base 185 to 1219 and encodes 344 amino acids. Lineage: Eukaryota; Viridiplantae; Streptophyta; Magnoliopsida; Solanales; Solanaceae. Gene Ontology annotation, molecular function: sequence-specific DNA binding; zinc ion binding. The record is from RefSeq and is a predicted model, not a curated record. Gene Ontology annotation, cellular component: nucleus. The transcript is spliced from 4 exons.